Molecule: messenger RNA, 3268 nt
Organism: Gorilla gorilla gorilla (western lowland gorilla)
Lineage: Eukaryota; Metazoa; Chordata; Mammalia; Primates; Hominidae
Gene: TFR2
Product: transferrin receptor 2
Exons: 20
Coding region: 325-2751 (808 amino acids)
Biological process (GO): endocytic iron import into cell; transferrin transport
Cellular component (GO): external side of plasma membrane
Molecular function (GO): transferrin receptor activity
Source: RefSeq, a predicted model, not a curated record
CGGGGCCUCAGCAUAGGCCUCAGGUCUCGGGAGCAGCAGGCCUGAGCACCCCAGGACCUGCGCUCAGGGAGGAGGCAGGCGUGGGGCUGUGGAGAGAUUGGCAGGGGAGAGCACAGCCCCUUGUGCUCUGGCCUGGACCCGGGGGCCACGUCUGGAAGGCUGGACUGAGGCCAGGACUGUGCCCCCACCCUUGGGGGUGGUGAGGAGCAGCCUUGGUUCAGGCUGCCUGCCAGGACUGAUAAGGGGCCCUCCUAGGGCUCCCACAAACGGUUUAUCGGUUUAUCGCUGGGGGACAGCCUGCAGGCUUCAGGAGGGGACACAAGCAUGGAGCGGCUUUGGGGUCUAUUCCAGAGAGCGCAACAACUGUCCCCAAGAUCCUCUCAGACCGUCUACCAGCGUGUGGAAGGCCCCCGGAAAGGGCACCUGGAGGAGGAAGAGGAAGACGGGGAGGAGGGGGCGGAGACAUUGGCCCACUUCUGCCCCAUGGAGCUGAGGGGCCCUGAGCCCCUGGGCUCUAGACCCAGGCAGCCAAACCUCAUUCCCUGGGCGGCAGCAGGACGGAGGGCUGCCCCCUACCUGGUCCUGACGGCCCUGCUGAUCUUCACUGGGGCCUUCCUACUGGGCUACGUCGCCUUCCGAGGGUCCUGCCAGGCGUGCGGAGACUCUGUGUUGGUGGUCAGUGAGGAUGUCAACUAUGAGCCUGACCUGGAUUUCCACCAGGGCACACUCUACUGGAGCGACCUCCAGGCCAUGUUCCUGCAGUUCCUGGGGGAGGGGCGCCUGGAGGACACCAUCAGGCAAACCAGCCUUCGGGAACGGGUGGCAGGCUCGGCCGGGAUGGCCGCUCUGACUCAGGACAUUCGCGCGGCGCUCUCCCGCCAGAAGCUGGACCACGUGUGGACCGACACGCACUACGUGGGGCUGCAAUUCCCGGACCCGGCUCACCCCAACACCCUGCACUGGGUCGAUGAGGCCGGGAAGGUCGGAGAGCAGCUGCCGCUGGAGGACCCUGACGUCUACUGCCCCUACAGCGCCAUCGGCAACGUCACGGGAGAGCUGGUGUACGCCCACUACGGGCGGCCCGAAGACCUGCAGGACCUGCGGGCCAGGGGCGUGGACCCAGUGGGCCGCCUGCUGCUGGUGCGCGUAGGGGUGAUCAGCUUCGCCCAGAAGGUGACCAAUGCUCAGGACUUCGGGGCUCAAGGAGUGCUCAUAUACCCAGAGCCAGCGGACUUCUCCCAGGACCCACCCAAGCCGAGCCUGUCCAGCCAGCAGGCAGUGUAUGGACAUGUGCACCUGGGAACUGGAGACCCCUACACACCUGGCUUCCCUUCCUUCAAUCAAACCCAGUUCCCUCCAGUUGCAUCAUCAGGCCUUCCCAGCAUCCCAGCCCAGCCCAUCAGUGCAGACAUUGCCUCCCGCCUGCUGAGGAAGCUCAAAGGCCCUGUGGCCCCCCAGGAAUGGCAGGGGAGCCUCCUAGGCUCCCCUUAUCACCUGGGCCCCGGGCCACGACUGCGGCUAGUGGUCAACAAUCACAGGACCUCCACCCCCAUCAACAACAUCUUCGGCUGCAUCGAAGGCCGCUCAGAGCCAGAUCACUACGUUGUCAUCGGGGCCCAGAGGGAUGCGUGGGGCCCAGGAGCAGCUAAAUCCGCUGUGGGGACGGCUAUACUCCUGGAGCUGGUGCGGACCUUUUCCUCCAUGGUGAGCAACGGCUUCCGGCCCCGCAGGAGUCUCCUCUUCAUCAGCUGGGACGGCGGUGACUUUGGAAGUGUGGGCUCCACGGAGUGGCUAGAGGGCUACCUCAGCGUGCUGCACCUCAAAGCCGUAGUGUACGUGAGCCUGGACAACGCAGUGCUGGGGGAUGACAAGUUUCAUGCCAAGACCAGCCCCCUUCUGACAAGUCUCAUUGAGAGUGUCCUGAAGCAGGUGGAUUCUCCCAACCACAGUGGGCAGACUCUCUAUGAACAGGUGGUGGUCACCAAUCCCAGCUGGGAUGCUGAGGUGAUCCGGCCCCUACCCAUGGACAGCAGUGCCUAUUCCUUCACGGCCUUUGUGGGAGUCCCUGCCGUCGAGUUCUCCUUUAUGGAGGACGACCAGGCCUACCCGUUCCUGCACACAAAGGAGGACACUUAUGAGAACCUGCAUAAGGUGCUGCAAGGCCGCCUGCCCGCCGUGGCCCAGGCCGUGGCCCAGCUCGCAGGGCAGCUCCUCAUCCGGCUCAGCCACGAUCGCCUGCUGCCCCUCGACUUCGGCCGCUACGGGGACGUCGUCCUCAGGCACAUCGGGAACCUCAACGAGUUCUCUGGGGACCUCAAGGCCCGCGGGCUGACCCUGCAGUGGGUGUACUCGGCGCGGGGGGACUACAUCCGGGCGGCGGAAAAGCUGCGGCAGGAGAUCUACAGCUCUGAGGAGAGAGACGAGCGACUGACACGCAUGUACAACGUGCGCAUAAUGCGGACUGGAGUGCAGUGGCACGAUCUCGGCUCGAUGCAACCUCCGCCUCCCGGGUUCAAGCUAUUCUCCUGCCUCAGCCUUCUGAGUAGCUGGGACAACAGGUGGAGUUCUACUUCCUUUCCCAGUACGUGUCGCCAGCCGACUCCCCGUUCCGCCACAUCUUCAUGGGCCGUGGAGACCACACGCUGGGCGCCCUGCUGGACCACCUGCGGCUGCUGCGCUCCAACAGCUCCGGGACCCCCAGGGCCACCUCCUCCACUGGCUUCCAGGAGAGCCGCUUCCGGCGUCAGCUAGCCCUGCUCACCUGGACGCUGCAAGGGGCAGCCAAUGCGCUUAGCGGGGAUGUCUGGAACAUUGAUAACAACUUCUGAGGCCCUGGGGAUCCUCACAUCCCCCUGUCCCCCAGUCAAGAGCUCCUCUGCUCCUCGCUUGAAUGAUUCAGGGUCAGGGAGGUGGCUCAGAGUCCACCUCUCAUUGCUGAUCAAUUUCUCAUUACCCCUACACGUCUCUCCACGGAGCCCAGACCCCAGCACAGAUAUCCACACACCCCAGCCCUGCAGUGUAGCUGACCCUAAUGUGACGGUCAUACUGUCGGUUAAUCAGAGAGUAGCAUCCCUUCAAUCACAGCCCCUUCCCCUUUCUGGGGUCCUCCAUACCUAGAGACCACUCUGGGAGGUUUGCUAGGCCCUGGGACCUGGCCAGCUCUGUUAGUGGGAGAGAUCGCUGGCACCAUAGCCUUAUGGCCAACAGGUGGUCUGUGGUGAAAGGGGCGUGGAGUUUCAAUAUCAAUAAAUCACCUGAUAUCAAUAAA